This is a messenger RNA of Arabis nemorensis, 786 nucleotides long. The record is from the annotation of a GenBank genome assembly. Lineage: Eukaryota; Viridiplantae; Streptophyta; Magnoliopsida; Brassicales; Brassicaceae.
AUGGCUGUUUCUGCUCGUGAGGAGUUUGUGUACAUGGCUAAGCUCGCUGAACAAGCGGAGAGGUACGAAGAGAUGGUUGAGUUUAUGGAAAAAGUUUCCGCCGCCGUUGACGGCGAUGAACUCACCGUCGAAGAGAGAAAUCUUCUCUCCGUUGCUUACAAAAACGUGAUCGGUGCUCGUCGUGCUUCGUGGCGUAUAAUCUCGUCGAUCGAGCAGAAGGAAGAGAGCCGUGGAAACGAUGACCACGUCGCGGCGAUUCGUGAUUACAGGUCGAAGAUCGAGACGGAGCUUUCUGGAAUCUGCGACGGAAUCCUUAAAUUGCUUGAUUCUAGGCUUAUCCCUGCCGCUGCUUCUGGUGAUUCUAAGGUUUUCUACCUGAAGAUGAAAGGUGAUUACCAUAGGUAUUUGGCUGAGUUUAAGACUGGUCAAGAGAGGAAAGAUGCUGCUGAACAUACUCUUUCCGCUUACAAAUCUGCUCAGGAUAUUGCUAAUGCAGAGCUCGCUCCAACACACCCGAUCCGUCUUGGUCUUGCAUUGAACUUCUCUGUGUUCUACUACGAGAUCCUCAAUUCUCCAGACCGUGCCUGCAACCUCGCCAAACAGGCCUUUGAUGAAGCGAUUGCGGAAUUGGACACACUAGGUGAAGAGUCAUACAAAGACAGCACCUUGAUCAUGCAGCUUCUCCGUGACAACCUCACUCUCUGGACAUCCGAUAUGCAGGACAUGCAGGACGAUGGUGCGGAGGAGAUCAAGGAAGCAUCAGCUCCAAAGCCGGCCGAGGAAUAG